Molecule: messenger RNA, 1349 nt
Organism: Solanum dulcamara
Lineage: Eukaryota; Viridiplantae; Streptophyta; Magnoliopsida; Solanales; Solanaceae
Product: mitochondrial arginine transporter BAC1-like
Exons: 8
Coding region: 68-985 (305 amino acids)
Biological process (GO): mitochondrial L-ornithine transmembrane transport
Molecular function (GO): L-ornithine transmembrane transporter activity
Source: RefSeq, a predicted model, not a curated record
AUUGAAUUUAGUGAGCUAAAACCCUUUGAAAACCCAGCUCAAGUGGAGUGGGGGAGCAAGAUAGAAGAUGGAUGGAAAUAACGGGUACAAGGAGUAUGUAGCUGGCCUCAUGGCCGGUAUUGCUAUUGUAAUUACUGGGCACCCUUUUGAUACCGUCAAGGUGAAGCUCCAGAAACACAAUACAGAAGCUCGUGGAAUAAAGUACAAGAAUGGAUUGCAUUGUGCUGCUAGAAUAUUAAAAACUGAAGGAGUUAAGGGGCUCUAUCGAGGAGCUACAUCUUCAUUCAUUGGCAUGGCCUUCGAGAGCUCACUUGUAUUUGGCAUUUACUCCCAAACAAAACUAUUGCUGCAGGGUGGACCUGAUGUAGGUAAGCCACAGCCUCGAGCAAUAGUUCCUUCAGCUGCCUUUGGUGGAGCUAUUAUCAGCUUCAUUCUUUGUCCAUCAGAACUGGUGAAGUGUAGGAUGCAAGUUCAGGGUGCUGAUUCUGUGGUACCAAGCUCCAGUAGAUAUGGUGGUCCUCUUGAGUGUGCCCUUAAAACUGUAAAAUGUGAAGGGAUCACAGGCAUAUUUCGAGGAGGCUUCACAACCUUAUUAAGAGAAUCUUUCGGGAACGCUGUCUUCUUUAGUACAUAUGAAUAUGUGCGUUAUCACUUGCAUCUACAACAUAAAGGUGCUUCCUCUGAGUCUAGCCAAUUGAUUGAUAUUGGAGUUGGAAUAAUGAGUGGAGGUCUUGGCGGUAUAGCAUGCUGGUCAGCAGUUCUGCCGUUGGAUGUAGCAAAAACUAUAAUUCAAACUACCCCAGAGAAAAACCAUACGAGAAAUCCGUUUCGUGUCUUAAAAUCGAUUUAUGCGAGAUCUGGUCUUAGAGGAUGCUAUAUGGGCCUAGGUCCUACAAUUGUGAGAGCGUUUCCUGCUAAUGCAGCUGCAAUUGUUACAUGGGAACUGUCUGCCAAACUGUUGGGAAUCAAGCGUGAUUUGAAUUAGCAAGAAAUCUUGAUUGCUGCCAAUAUUUAUUCUGGUUGCCUGAUGUCUUAAAGCUUUAGAGGCUUGUAGCAAGGUCUGCAUGUUUCUUUUAAUAUGCCCUCUGUCGUGCUACUAAUUUGGCACAAGCGCCUUUUAUUUUCUUAAUGAGAUAAUCUUUCUUUAAUUUGAGCUUUGUGUUUCUCUCAUUUUGUUUUUUUCCCUUUUUAACUCUUUAAAGGAGUGUUCUUCUUAGGUUUUAUGCGCAUCAUUAUUAGCUAUUUAGCUGCAAUACACUUUACCCUCCCCAGACCGUGUGGGAUUUCACUGGGUUGUUGUUGUAUUCUGUGAAAGAUAGUUUUUGCAUACUGUGAUAUGCUUCAAUUCA